Messenger RNA from Humulus lupulus (European hop), 561 nucleotides. RefSeq lists its product as uncharacterized. The record is from RefSeq and is a predicted model, not a curated record. The coding region runs from base 1 to 561 and encodes 186 amino acids. NCBI's taxonomy places the organism in Eukaryota, Viridiplantae, Streptophyta, Magnoliopsida, Rosales, Cannabaceae. The transcript has a single exon.
AUGGCUCUGUAUGAGGCACUAUACGGAAUAAAGUGCCGAUCUCCAAUCCAUUGGCAUGAGACCGGUGAGAGGAAAUUCUUGGGAUCAGAAGAGGUAGACCAAGCUAUGAAGGACAUUAGGUUGAUUCGUCAGAGGUUACAGACCUCUAUAGAUCGUCAACGUAAGUAUGCCGAUCAUCGACAGAGACCUUUAGAAUUUGAAGUUGGGGAAAAGGUACUGCUAAAGAUAGCUCCAUUGAGAGGAGCUAUGAGGUUCGCAAAAAAGGACAAGUCGAGCCCUAGGUACAUAGGACCGUUCGAGGUUCUAGAACACAUUUGGAAGGCAGCUUAUCGACUAGCCCUUCCGCCUGCGUUCUCUAGAGUUCAUGAUGUAUUCCAUGUGUCAACCUUAAGGAAGUAUGUGAAUGACCCUACUCAUGUGCUAAGUUACAAUGAACUUAGCAUAGAUCCUCAGCUAAGCUAUGAGGAAAAACCGGUCGCGAUUCUGGAUCGGAAAGACAAGCUAUUAAGAAACAAAACAAUGCCUUUGGUAAAGGUGCAGUGGUCUAACCACAAAAUUUAA